AGCACUUUUACAGAGCUAAUAUAUUAGCCGUUAGCUGGCUAACGUUAGCAGGUAACUAACGGCUCCGGUUUGUGAUGUCGGGCUUGUUCGGAGGACUUUUCGGCUGCUUUUUUUCUGGCUACUGUAUGUCUCCUCUCAUACUGCCACACAGAUUCUUCACAUAUCUGUUGGGAAAGAGGGAUUCUUGACACCAUCGUGACUUAUAUGCCUGCCAAGAAGCUCAGGCUUUUGGACAGACAUGCAGUACUGACACACCUACAGACAGAGAGACCUGACGGACAGAGUCCAGCUGGCUAGUCAUGGCAGCAGCAAGCGGAACAGAUGUGCAAGGGACUUUGAUCUAGAGCGCCUGUAGCUAUUUUGGAGUCUGGACGCCCCGCUGUACUGGAUUCAUCUCUCUGCAGCUCUCCGUACUGCAGGUGUUGUUUAGGAGGCGGCCAGUUUGACUGAUUAUUGGCCCUUCCCUGCUCUGCGCACCCCUCAACGCCUCACCCCACACCUGGCCGGUACUCCAGCCCCCGUUCAGGACAUCUCUGCAUCAAGGCUGGCAAUGUCCAGAGCCCCAAGCCCCCCUCCCCCGGUGGAAAUGUCCAGCGGCCCCGCGGCUGAGAGCUGGUGUUAUACUCAGAUCAAAGUGGUGAAGUUCUCCUACAUGUGGACCAUCAACAACUUCAGCUUCUGUCGCGAGGAGAUGGGAGAGGUCAUCAAAAGCUCCACAUUCUCCUCCGGAGCCAACGACAAACUCAAAUGGUGUUUGCGUGUGAACCCUAAAGGUCUGGAUGAGGAGAGUAAAGACUAUCUGUCACUUUACUUGCUGUUAGUCAGCUGCCCAAAAAGCGAGGUGCGCGCCAAGUUUAAGUUUUCUAUCCUCAAUGCCAAAGGAGAGGAGACCAAAGCCAUGGAGAGCCAGAGAGCGUAUCGGUUUGUCCAGGGGAAGGACUGGGGUUUCAAAAAGUUCAUAAGGAGGGACUUCCUGCUGGACGAGGCCAACGGUCUGCUGCCUGACGACAAACUAACACUUUUUUGUGAGGUGAGCGUGGUGCAGGACUCUGUGAACAUCUCGGGCCAGAACACGACUAACAUGGUGAGGGUUCCUGACUGCCGGCUGGCCGAGGAGCUCGGUGAUCUGUGGGAAAACUCUCGAUUCACUGACUGCUCCCUGUGUGUCGUCGGCCAGAAGUUCCAGGCGCACAAAGCCAUCCUGGCAGCUCGCUCGCCGGUGUUCGGUGCCAUGUUUGAGCAUGAGAUGGAAGAGAGUAAGAAGAACCGUGUGGAGAUAAAUGACGUGGAGCCAGAUGUCUUCAAAGAGAUGAUGUGCUUCAUCUACACAGGCAAGGCCCCCAACCUGGACAAGAUGGCUGAUGACCUGCUGGCUGCAGCUGACAAGUAUGCUCUGGAGAGGCUGAAGGUGAUGUGCGAGGACGCUCUGUGCACGAAUCUGAGUGUGGAGAACGCCGCAGAGAUCCUCGUCCUCGCCGACUGCCACAGCGCCGACCAGCUCAAGACGCAGGCUGUGGACUUCAUCAACUAUCACGCAGCCGAUGUGAUGGAGACAUCGAGCUGGAAGUCCAUGGUGGUCUCUCACCCACACCUGGUGGCAGAGGCGUAUCACUCCCUGGCCUCGGCUCAGUGCCCCUUCCUGGGUCCCCCGAGGAAACGUCUCAAACAGUCCUAGUGCUCCGGACAGCCUCACCUGUCCUAACCCUGCGGUGUCCUCUUGUACCGGCACUGCUCCUCCCUCCCGGCCCUCCUCUCUCUCCUCCAGGAUUUGGCUAUAUGUGGCUAUAAGGAGCUACUCAGCAGAGCAGACCACAGAAUUACAGGACUAAAGCCACGAAGGAGGUACUACACAUCUCUGUUGGUGGUGGGGGUGAAUUCUAUCACAUCUAAACCUGGAUAUUUAUGGAUUGCAAACUCAAAGCCUGGCAUAUACCAUAUAUCCUUUGUCUACAAUAUUGGAAAGCUAGGACUAUAAUCUGCGAGUCGAUCACGUCAGGGACUGAUCUUCCGGCUCGGAGGGAAAAGUCAAUUCUGAGCCUGUAAAUACAAUAUUGUGCCGUAUUGUCUUAUGCAGUGUCUCAAGGGAUAAAGCCCAAACUGUGCUUAUAAAGUGAAGAGGAUCAAACAACCAGAAAAUGAAAGACUGUCGCUCCCAUUGAUGAUCACUCUCGGUUUGAAUGGACAAAUCUGAACACGUUUUAAUGUUCAUUAUUCAGCCUGUGCCUUGAGCCGGGCAGACACUGUGUGCACCUUUAGAAUCGGCCUGAUUUUUAUGCAGUCUGAGGGGGUCACCGGUUGGAUUUCUGGUAGAAAUUUUUGUUCAACUGUCUUGCAGUUUGAGCGGUCUGAUUUCCCACACGGCUAGUAUCUGUUAUAAACUGAACUCAGCUUGUUUUUUAAUACGAUCAGAGAAGUGACAUGUUGUGACGGAGCUGUGAUAUGAAACACAAAACAUAUUGUCUGCAGCUCCGUAGCUUUCCUUUCUCUUCUUACCUUCUCAUCACACUUCUUUUCCUAGUAUGGUUCUACGAAGUACUUAUCCACAGUUGGUGUGUAACACACCCUCAGUUUGCAGAUGCAGGCAAGAGAACAAUGAACAAUGUACUGUGGAGGACAGGGGCAGCAGCUGAACAUAUUUACCGCCUCAAAAAGUCAAUAUCAGUUUAAGAGUAUGCUCAGUUGUUUGUUUCCAGCGUUAGACAGACCUGUUUUUGUUUACAUCAGGGGAACUGUAGCUGUUUUAAUCUCUUCAAAGCCACCAGACUCCUUUCACCAAAGCAGCAAUUUUACCUCACAGAACACAGGUUGUUUCUCUGUUGCUGCCUUGAUCAUUUAGUUUGUUUGUGU
Centropristis striata (black sea bass) is the source of this 2847-nucleotide messenger RNA. RefSeq names its product speckle type BTB/POZ protein (gene spop). Gene Ontology annotation, molecular function: ubiquitin protein ligase binding. The transcript has 12 exons. Gene Ontology annotation, biological process: proteasome-mediated ubiquitin-dependent protein catabolic process; regulation of proteolysis. NCBI's taxonomy places the organism in Eukaryota, Metazoa, Chordata, Actinopteri, Perciformes, Serranidae. The coding region runs from base 551 to 1675 and encodes 374 amino acids. Gene Ontology annotation, cellular component: nucleus; cytoplasm. The record is from RefSeq and is a predicted model, not a curated record.